GUAACAGAGGCAACAAAAUCCUAUUUGACUGUUCACGUGUAUUCUUCCUCUGUAAUCAAUAAGUUUUCUUUUCUCUCUCUCUCUCUCUCUCUCUCUCUCUCUAACCCAUUCCGGUUUAAAAAGUAAGGGAAGACGACAUUCAACCUAGUCACACAAGCAUAGUCAAUUUUUUCAAAGUUUCGAUCUCGCGCAAAAUAUUUUAUUCAGGGAUUUGUUUUUUUAAAUCUGUGAAAGUCAAAACAUUUGCGCUUUUGCUAACAUCAAAAGUGAAUAUCUUUCUACUAUUUAACACAAGUAAAAUAAGCUAUUCGUUUACUGUGUAAUAUUGUGCAGCAUUUGUGACAUAAUAACCAAUUUGGAAAGUUAUUAAAUUGAUUAGUAAUAUUUCUUGAAUUGAAAAGAAUAGUUACCUAACAAAAUGGACUAUCCAGAUCCAGAUGCCGGUUAUGUGGAUGAAGAUGAAGAAGAGAUACCAAUGGCUGAGAGGGAAUUGGCUGAAGAUGCUGAAUGGAAGCUUAUUCAAAAAAACACUUUCACUAGAUGGGCAAAUGAACAUCUUAAACCUAAAAAUGUUACUGUAGAUGAUUUACAAUUUGACUUAGCUGAUGGUCUUCGUUUGAUUGCAUUGGUUGAGUCAUUAUCUGGGCAACAAUUUAAACAUGUUAAUAGAAAACCAAGUUUUCGUACCCAGAAAUUAGAAAAUGUUACAAUGGUUUUAAGAUUUCUUGAAGAGAAUGAAGGUCUUCGUCUAGUGAACAUAGAUAGUUCAGAUAUUGUUGACUGUCGUAGUAAGCUUAUACUUGGUUUAAUUUGGACUCUUAUUUUGCAUUAUUCAAUAACAAUCCCACUUUGGGAAGGUGAACCUGAUUUCGGAGCUCAAGGUCCAACACCAAAACAACGUCUCUUAUCAUGGUUAAAUAAUAAACUAGCUGAUCGACCAGUUAAAAAUUUCACAACAGACUGGAAUGAUGGUAUUGCAAUCGGUGCACUAGUUGAUGCUUGUGCACCAGGUUUAUGCCCUGAUUGGAGAGAAUGGGAACCUAAACAAAAUCUACGUAAUGCUCGUGAAGCAAUGGGUGCUGCUGAACAAUGGUUAGAUGUUCCACAAUUAAUACGUCCAGAAGAGAUGACUAAUCCUAGAGUUGAUGAAAAAGCUAUGAUGACAUAUUUAAGUCAAUUUCCUAGUGCUAAAUUAAAAGAUGGUGCACCUUUAAGACCAAAAUCAAAUCCUGGCCUUGUUCGAGCUUAUGGUCCUGGUCUGGAACCACAUGGAAAUACUGUUGGUAAUCCUGCACGAUUUACUAUUGAUACAUUUAGUGCUGGUCGGGGUGCUGUUGAAGUGAUUGUGCUGAAUCCUAAAGGACAAAGAGAACCAUGUGAUGUACUCAGUAAUAAUGAUAAACAACAAACUUAUUCUUGUGCUUAUGUUCCAACACAAGAAGGUGAAUACAGGGUUAUCAUUAAAUUUGCCACUAAAGAGAUUUUAAAUUCACCAUUUAAAGUUAUGGUAGAAGGUGCACAAGGUGAUGGAAGUAAAGCAACUGCAUCUGGUCCAGGAAUUGAACCAACUGGGAAUCAAGUUGGUCGACGUACAUUCUUCAAUAUAUUCACUGCCGCUGCUGGACCUGGAAAUGCAGACUGUGUAAUUCUAGAUCCUCAUGGCCGACGUGAUGCUAUUAAACCUUUGAUAACUCGUCAAGGUGAAGAUAAUUAUCUUGUAGAAUAUACACCAAAAGAUGAAGGACUUCAUUCAGUUAAUGUAUUUUAUGCUGGUCAACAAAUAUCAAAUUCACCAUUUGGUGUGAUGGUUGGUCCACGACCACCACCAGUAGUACAAUCUCCUGCACCAAUAGUUAACCAAGAAGCUCCAUUGCAAGCAACACAGUCACCUAGGAAAAUGUCUCAACCACAACGACCAGCCUGUGAUCCAAAACAAGCUUAUGCCACAGGUCGAGGAAUUCAACCUCAAGGUAUACGAGUCAAAGAUUUGGCUGAUUUUAAAGUACAUACAGAAGAUGCUGGUGAAGGUCCACUAGAAGUGUCUGUAAUUGCUCCAGAUGGUAGAGGAAUUCCUUGCACAAGUCGAAAAACUGGUGCCUAUUUGUUUGACUGUAGUUACACACCUCAACGACCAGGUACACAUCAAGUUAAUGUUCGAUAUGGUGGAGAUCAUAUUAUGCUAAGUCCAUUUACGGUGGAAGUUGCUCCUUACAAAGAAUCACGUAUAAGAGCAUUUGGUCCAGGUCUCGUUGGUGGUGUGGUCAAUAAACCAGCUGUUUUUGUUGUGGAAACAAAUGGUGAAACUGGCGCUUUAGGUUUUUCAAUCGAAGGUCCAAGUGAAGCAAGAAUUGAUUGUACAGAUAAUGGAGAUGGAUCAGCUACUGUAGCUUAUUGGCCAACAGCUCCUGGUGAAUAUGCAGUUCAUAUUUUAUGCAAUGAUGAAAAUAUACCAAAAUCUCCUUUCAUGGUUCCAAUUGAACCAGAUAUGGGUAAAUGUGAUCCUGAAAGAGUUAAAGCACAUGGACCAGGUAUAAUGCCAACUGGCAACGUUGCUGGUCAACCAACUGAAUUUACAGUAGAUAUUAGAGAUUCUGGUGGUCCUGCCCCAUUGACAGUUGAAUGCAGAGACAAUGAAGGUGAACCAGUUGCAUUGAAAGUUCGUGAUAAUGGCGAUGGUACUUAUACAUGUAGCUAUACACCUAAAGUUCCUAAAAAACACACAGUCCUUGUUUCCUACGGUGGAGUCAAUAUACCUAGAAGUCCUUUCAGGGUUGAAGUAGCUGAACCUAGUAAUCCAGGAAAAGUACGAGUUUUUGGUCCAGGUGUAGAAAAUGUUACUAGAGGUCAACCAACCUAUUUCACAGUAGACUGUAAACAGGCUGGACAUGGUAAUGUCGGAAUUAGUGUCACUGAUGAAGCUGGACGUGAUGUUGCUAUGGAUACACAGGAUAUGAGAGAUGGAACAUUUAAAGUUGCUUAUACAGCUAAUACACCGGGGCCUUAUUAUACUGUACAAGUAUUUUUCAAUAAUCAAGAAGUUCCACGUAGUCCAUUUAAAGUACCUGUUAAACCAAAUAUCGAUAUGUCGAAAAUUCAUGUUGAAAAUCUUGAACCAACUAUCACUACUGGUGUACCAACUGAGUUUGAUGUGAUAACUGCGGGUGCAGGCCCACCAAAUAAUAGUAAACCGAAACCAACUGUAACAGUGAAAUCUCCGAACGGUAUGCGUGUACCAUGCACUUUAGCUGAAAGCGUUGAUGGAUAUACACCUUCCUUUACACCAACUGUUGUUGGGCCUCAUACUGUUGCUGUUGAAGUUGGAGGUGUACCAGUCAAAGGUAGUCCAUUUCGUACAAACGCCAUUCCACCAGCUGCAGUGCAAGAGCCUAUCUAUCCAAAAGAUUUCGGACGUCAGCAGGCUACUUCAGCACCUAUUUCUGGACCUGAAGCAGCAGCUUUGGUCCGUGCAUAUGGUGACGGACUUUAUCGUGCAAUAGCUGGAAAGCAGGCAAAAUUCACAAUCGAUAGUCAAGAUGCUCCACCUGCUCCACUAAGUGUUACAAUUGAAGGACCUGCAGAAGCUAAAAUAAAUUAUAACGAUAAUGGUGAUGGAACAUGUGGCGUAGAUUAUUUACCAACUGAACCAGGACCAUAUGUUGUAAAUGUUUUAUACAAAGAUACACAUAUUAAAGGAAGUCCAUUCCCUGUAAGAGUAGCUCCACCUGGAAGAGAGCAUAUCGAUAUAUCCCGAGUUCAUGCCUACGGUCCUGGAUUACAACCAACUGGUGUUUUCAAAGAAUCAUUUGCUAAAUUCACAGUUGAUGCUAAAGCGGUUGAUCCACAAAGUAGAGGAAUAGUUAAAGCUAUUGUAGUUAGUCCGAAUAAACAAAGAACAGCAUGUUUAAUACAAAAUAAUGGUGAUGGAACAUAUAAAUGCAGUUAUUCACCAAUAGAUGAUGGCUUACAUCACGUUGAAGUUACAUAUGAUGGAGCACCGGUACCUGGUAGCCCCUUCCCAGUAAAUGUUGCUCCUGGAUGUGAUCCAACAAGAGUAAGAGCUUACGGUCCAGGUUUAGAAGGAGGCUUCACUCAUGAGCCUCAAAGAUUUACGGUCGACUUAGAUGGUGCGGGUCAAGGUGCCCUUGGGUUAGCUUUAGAAGGGCCAGCUGAUGCGCAAAUACAAUGUCAAGAUAAUAAAGAUGGAACAUGUACAGUGGACUACUUACCGACACGGGCAGGAACAUAUGAUAUCUUUGUUAAAUUUAACGAUAUGAAUAUUCCAGGCAAUCCAUUUCAAGUUCCCAUACGAGAUGUGGUUGACCCAACUCGUGUUCGUUGUUAUGGUCCAGGUCUAGAGCCUAGAGGAGCACGAGCGCAACAGCCAGCUCACUUUACUGUCGAUGCUUCACAGGCAGGAGAUGCGCCAAUCCAAGUUGCAACAGUUGAUCGUGUUGGAAGAACAACACCAGCACAUAUUGUUCCACGAUCAAAUCAACCAGGUGUCUACGAUGUGACAUAUAUUCCAGAUACCGAUGGUCCAUGUCAAAUUGAAGUUAAACAAGCAGGAAAUCAUGUAGCUCGAUCACCAUUCACUCAACAUGUUUUACCAGCUUUUGAACCACAACGUGUGCGUGUAACAGGUGAAGGUGUUCAUCCAACUCGUCCAUUAGGACUUCCAGCUACUCAACCGACUUCUUUCCAAGUAGACACAAGAGAUGCAGGUCUUGGAGAUUUAGAAUUAUCAGUUAUGAAUGAUAUUGAACCGAUCACAGCAGGUUUAACGAUACAUAAAAUAUCUGAUAAACAUCAUCCUCCAUUAUCAUAGAAUUAGAACAAUUAAAGAUAGUAUUCACCUACUUCAUUUGGAUUUCAUCAUUUAUCUUUCAUAUUCACUAGUUGGUUAAAUUAUUCCUCAAUUAUUGUGUGUUUCUUCAAAUGAUUUAGGAUAUUCGAUGUGAUAGUUGUGUUUAGAUGUGAUUACUAUCUUGAUUUCAAAUGGGAUUCAAGUAUUUUUUAUCUAUCAAAUACAUAAAGAUGAUAGUAAUAUGGAAUAAUGACAUUGAAUAAUUAGUAAUACUUUCAGCUUGUUUAUUACAUCAUAGUAUGUUUGGUACUCUUCUUAUGUAUGUAUGUAUGUAUGUAUGUAUCUCUGUUCUGUAGAUUUUCUAAUAAUCUCCAUUUGAGAUCAUGUAAUAUAGUUGAUCUUGCUGAAAUAGAUGAAUAAUUUUACUAUCCUUGAGUCAACUUUUCAAAAAAAGUGUACGUUCUUAUUAUACUUUGUAUAGAUGAUAGCAUCCGAAUAGAAGACUGAUAUUUCUGCAUGUUUAGGACUUGUCAAAUGAGUGUAUUUCGGCGAGACUCUAAUUUAUGGACGACCUUUGAACGAAUCUUAAGUGACCUUGAGGAAUAUUAGUUAAUCAGCAAACAGUCAGUAUCGAGUAAAAAUAUGUUAUACAAAACCAAGGAAAUAAAGUGGAUACACUUCUUAUACGUGGUUCAAAAACUUGUCAAGGUUAGAAAGAGGUUCAGAGGUUCUAAAAUCAUAAUGCAUGCAGUAGAGGAAAUCAUCCAUACGGCUACCGAAUAGUCAGCAUCUGGAGCCAUGAUAAAGUCUCAGAAACUCUUUCAGCCUUGACCACAUAGCUUCAAUAUUGUUUGUGUGUACUCCAGUUGUUGAGUGCACAAAAUGCUACUUGUGGAUAACGACACGAUGCAUAUAAACAAGCCUAUGUAGGAGUCUCCAAUCAUCCGUAUAUAUUGUAGUACCUGGCUGCAGCCAGUGUUACUGGUGCUUUUAUAAUCCAGUUCGUGAUAAUGGUCGUAAUUCACCUUAGUUAGAAAUUAUGUAUGGGGUUUUCAUCACGAACUGAUAUCAGCUAUAAUGCCAGAAGUUUAUUUAGCCAAAUGGAUGGAAGGAUUUCGCGUUUAAAUCCGAGAUCUAUUAUUUUAUACCUGAUUGAUUCGUCCACAAAUUAUAGUCCCGCCGUUUUAUUUAUUAUAGCCGCUUAAUUAUCGCAUUUUGUACAAAAUUCCCAGUGAACCGAUUGUACGUUAGCAUUGAGCACUGAAGUUGCGCCGUAACCUUGUGAUCUCUAAAACGCCUCUGAUUGGCUCGUCCAUAAAUUAAAGUCUGGCCGAUAUUUCUACUAAGAAUGGAAUUUACUACCGAUCACUCGGAAGAUCAGAUCAUUGUUUAUAGGGCUAUUAAAUAACAAUAGAUACCAGUGUGUUUAAAUUAUACGUGUUUAAAGAGUGUACAUGUGAAUAUAUACUGAUCAAACUGGCAAUGAAUAUAGUAGAAAUCCUUACAACUAAUAAUUAGGGUCAUUUUAAAGCACGAAUUCCACAAAACCAGAGUAGAUAUACUCGGACGGAGAAUAUCAUCUCAAUAAAUGUUAUAUUUGUAGACAAUUCUCAAAAUAGACUAACAAACAUAAAAAUAACAAAAUUCAGAGUGAACGGGAUGAUAAAUGUGGUGAAUAGUGAAACAAUUUCAGGAUUUGAAAUUAUCAACUAACUGGUAUCUCGUUUCGCAUAUGAUUUAGUGUACUUGUAGUGUCGGUUGCUAUGUUAACCCACAUAGUUUAUUCUAGCUUCUGGACAAGCCAAUCUAUUUAUCUUUCUUGGGUGACAUUUUGACCUUGUUAAUUAUUCACUUAUCAACCUUGACUGUUUUUAUAUGAGCGUAUGGGUGUGCAUUUCUUAUCUUACCCAUCACAUAUCUUGCAACUUAUAUUUGUCUGACUAUAAAUAUCGAUUCACGCUUGGUUAAAUCGAGUUGUCUGACUCGCCUCCUCCAUCUCGUGUUGUUUUGUUUUGCUUCCCUUUUCGAUCAAUGAUUGUAUGGAAUUUAGGUAUUUGAAAUCGAUUCUCGUAUUUGAAUUAUUUGAUUCCGUUAUUCACUAACGUUAGUUAAGUCAAUGAAUAUAUACGAGGAUUGGUGAUACGUCUAUCUCGGUAGCAAUUAUUCAUCCGAUCUAACUGGAGUCAGAUAUAGGGCCACUAAAUACUAAAGUAGUUUGUUAGUGGAAAGUGAUAAAUAGGAAUGCAAAUGGCACCUUAUUUAUUUACAGUUUGCCUACUAAUUCCAUAUUAUAAUAAAGACUACUUCCAAAGAUACGUCUUCUGUUUAAUCAUAGAAGUUGGGGUAAGAUGCAUAUUUUUCAUUAACAUUCUAGAAAGCUAAAAUGUAAGUUGAUACAAACAGAAGAUCAAAACACGUGAAAUUGAAUUAUGUUUGAAAGCUAAUGACCACUUGUUAGGUAUUCGAGCUGUGCAUUCUGUCAUAAAAAGUAUCAUAUACGUAGUACUGUUUUAUAGGGGAGAAUAUCGUAUUUUAAAUUUUGGAACUAUCUUACGGAGAACUAUUGUUUAUUUUUUCAUUGCAUAACUAUUAGAUACUUGACCAAUUGUACCCUAACAUUAUCCUGGCUUUAAGCUUUCCUUUGACGCACAUACUACUGUUCUUUCUCUUGCCUUUUCUCAGUUAUUGUUAUCUAGUUAUUGACCUAUUACUUAGUUCUCGUUCAGGAAUUUAUAUCGAUAUUUGGUGUGGUAUACAACCCGUUUUCACACUAGUUUGAGUUAAACUGUACGGUAGAAGUCUGUCUGCUGUGUUAUUGUUCUAUCGUGGCUGUCGAGUCAAAAAGUGUGAGAAACUGCGUUCUAGGUUUAUAAAUGUUAAAUAAUGACCUCAUUCAUAACCUCACUGUAAUUUAGUCAUUGGCUGACAAUUUAGGUGGACCAAUAACAAGUCAGACCAGAAAGAUAACAUAACUGCUUCUAUAAUUAUGACCCAACCAGGUAGGCCUCAAAAUCAAAUAUGCAUCUUCUGUUUUUUGCAUCAUGCACCCAACAGUUAUUAGACAAGAUAAAAUGAACGUUUAAUGCUUGUUAAUUUCCCUAUUUGACUAGUAUUGGCAUAUAAACUGAAUGAGGGCUAUUUGAUAUAAAAAUAGGAUAUUACUGACUAAUAUAAAUCAAAGUUACCUUUACUGACUAAAGAUUAUUAAUUGUCAAACGAAUAAAUUUCAACAACAUAAUGGACACUUCAUUUAGCUAGAAUACAGACAUAGAAAGGAAGACAACAUAAUGAGUAUCCAUAAACUAGACCUGAAAUGGUAAAAUGCUUAUUCGUUGGAAUCAUUUUCAUAACUCACACGUGUUAUCCACGAGGUGUUUGAGGCGAACGGUAACGGGUUCGAGUCCCAGAGUGAAUAACAACCAGCUAAAAAGUCCCAGACAGGAGGAAAUGCACGUCCUGGAUUACACCGUUGGCCACCAUCCACCUCUGCUUAUCGUUCACAUAGUUGGUGUCGAUGGUUGUUGUUAUUAUAGAAAAACUGAUAUAAAACAACACAAUGCAGUUUCUUUUCGAUCAGUGUUGUAAAUCGAGAUUGUUUAGUACACUUCAAUUUUAAUGAAUAAUUUUCUAUACGUGUCAAAACAAUCAAGUCACUUCACCUUGUUAAAAAUAUCGUUUGUGCAGAAUUUUAUUUGCCCAUUUUCAUAUGUAAAUGAAAUGAAAUGAAUUUGUUUAACUUGAAGAGAAGUUGAUUACUUAAGAACGAAAUAUUUAAAUAACAUAAAGUUUUCAGUAGUCUGCAAGGUAAUUAUAUCAAGCAAUUAAUUCAAACCACUUAUUGAACAGCACAAACAUGAUUUCUUGGGACAACAAAUUAACUUUCAAUAUGGAGUUGUAGAGAUUUUUGAAUUUUAUUGACAAUACGAACCGAUCAUUGAAAACCUGGAGGAACUAGACAGCUGCUUCGUCUUUGUAUGGGACUCCUCAGCAGUGAGCAAUCAUGACCCCGCUACCUGAAAUCGAACACAGGACAUUCAGUUUAAGGUAGCAAUGCAUAAGCUCUAAACCAAUGAGCCGGUAUCCAACAGUGUUAGUGUCUAACUCUAAUCAACACACAAUAUUGUGCAACCUUCAUCCAUUGCUUGUGAUUGAUAACUAUCUCAUACUCAACAUAGUUGAAUUCUACUAGUCACAGCUUAUUAGUAGGGCUCCGGGAAUUUUCUCUCAAAGCUAGUCACUGGUGAGUACAUGAUAACUAUCACCAUAGCAGCAUAUUACAAAAGCAGAUUGAUUAUUGGAACUGAAGGUUUACAUCUACAUUUCCAGAAUAAAUGGUGAGAUUCAUGUGAACGCUACAUUCAACAUUGAGAAUUGACGAACUGUAAACCUAUGUUUUAAAUCCGUAACCAAUAUUUUUUUUUGGUUCCUACAUACACACAUAUAGAUUCUUUUCAACUAUUAUCACAAAUUUUGAAGUAAGUUGAAACUUUCAAAAAAGUGUUUCUCAUUUGGACUUAUCCUUAUUGACGUAGUAGAAUAAUUGAAAUAAUGUAAUGUACUUCAUCCAUCAUUUUUAAGCAUACCAUCAUAAAUAAAAGUGUACUGGAAGGCGAUAAGUAUGAUGUGUCGUUGGACUUGAUUGACCUAAUAGGUAUAUAGUCUCGAUAAAAUGUGGAUGAUAAAUUCCCAGAGGUUAUUCAUCCUGGAACAAAUUACUACAAGAAAAUGAUAGGUAAUGAGUUUUCUUUCAAGAAUUCUUUAGUUGACGUUAGUCCCUCAGUGUAUCCAUACUAUUGAGCAAUUCCCAUGUACUAAAAAAACACAUCAAUUUGAUUGUUUUGUUGUAGCACAUUUGUUUUUCGUGUUGUCACAGCUAACUUAGUUGUCCUCCUUACUGUUGUUGUGUCAAUUUGCAAAUCUAUUUGCAUGAAUCCUAAGAACUUAUGUAUGUAUGAUCAAGCAUUUCUGAUAACACGUAAUCUAAUUUAUAAUUUCAGGAUCCUGAUGGUCAACCAUUACAAUUAGAAGUAGUAGAUGUUGGAGAUGGAACAUAUAUAUGUCAUUAUAAACCAAUGAUUGUUGGACGUCAUACUGUACGAGUAAAAUAUGGUGGACAAGAAAUUCCUGAAAGUCCAUUCCUAGUACCAGUUGCACCAUCUGGACGAGCUAAUAUGUGUCGUAUAGAAAAUGGUAAUGAUAGCCGAAUACCUGUUGGUCAAGAAUGUGUUAUCAGUGUGAAUACAGCACAAGCUGGUGUUGGACAGUUAACUUGUCGUAUUGUUACACCGUCUGGAGCAACAGCUGAUGUUGAAAUUCAUGAAGCACCAAACGGUCGAGUUAAUAUUUACUAUACACCACCAAUUCGUGGUGAUUAUUUAGUUGAAAUAAGAUUUGGCGGUGAACUUAUACCAAAUGGAAGAUUUAACCAAAAAGCUGUCAACCCAGAGGAACUAAUGAACGAUGUUACUGAUCAAAGAGUACAGCAUGUAACUGUACAAUCUGUACAGUCUGUUCAGUCUUCAACAAUUACAACAGGAUAUCAUCCAGUUGAUUUUAAACUACCUGUUGGCCCAACAUUUAGUCAUGUGGAAGGUUUGGUUCGUACACCAAGUGGUCGAAUUUUACAUCCAACUUUACUGGAUAAUGGUGAUGGAACAGUAACAGCACAAUUUCAACCAAAUGAACCUGGGUUGCAUGAAUUAGAAAUAACUUAUAAUGGUCAACCAAUACCAGGUAGUCCUUUCAGAUUCUAUGUUGAAGCUGUUGGAUCUGGAAUUGUUACAGCUUAUGGACCAGGAUUAUCUUGUGGUCGUGCUGGAGAACCAGCAAAUUUCACUUUAAUUACACGCGAUGCUGGAGCAGGCGGAUUAUCACUUUCCGUUGAAGGACCAUCCAAAGCCGAUAUUCAAUGUGAUGAUAAUAAAAAUGGUACUUGUAGUGUAAGCUAUUUACCACUAGUACCUGGUGAAUAUACAAUAUCGAUUAAAUUCAUGGAGAAUCAUAUACCUGGUUCACCAUUCACAGCACAUAUAACCGGUGAAUCACGCAGAUUCAAUCAAGUUUGUGUCGGUACUACCAGUGAAAUGCCAUUGCGUAUUACAGAAACAGAUAUUUAUAAUCUUGUUGCAACCGUUCGUAGCCCAUCUGGACUUGAACAACCAUCAACAUUAAAAAGACUACCAAACGGACAUCUAGGUAUUUCAUUUACACCUCAUGAAAUUGGUGAACACUUUGUUAAUGUAUUCCGUAAUGGUCGACAUAUUGCUAAUAGUCCAUUUAAAAUUUAUGUUGGUGAAAAUGAAAUUGGUAAUGCAUCGAAAGUUCGUAUUUAUGGUAAUGGAUUAAGAGAAGGUAUGGCAAAUCAAAAUUGUCAAUUCACUGUGGAUACAAGAAAUGCUGGCUACGGUGGCUUGAAUCUAUCAAUUGAAGGACCAAGUAAAGCAGAUAUUGAAUGCCAUGAUAAUCAAGAUGGUACAUGUUUGGUUACAUAUCGUCCAACUGAACCUGGAACAUAUAUAAUUAAUGUUAAAUAUGCUGAACAACCAGUACCAGGCAGUCCUUUUGUAGUUCAUAUUGGUGGUGAACCAUCACUUAGAAUGAUGGAAAGAAUUACACGACAAAGAGAACUUGCUGAUGCAACAUAUGUAGGCAGUCAAUGUGAAUUAAAUUUAAAAAUUCCAGGAAUAAAUAUUCGUGAUUUGACAGCUAAUGUAACUAGUCCAUCAGGAGUAAGUCAACGAUGUGAUGUCUUAGCUAUGGAUGAUGUGAAUUACACCAUUAAAUUUGUACCACAAGAAAUGGGUGUACAUACUGUUUCAGUACGUCAUCGAGGAUCUCAUAUUUCUGGAAGUCCAUUUCAAUUUACUGUUGGUCCUAUUACAGAAGGUGGAGCUCAUAAAGUACAUGCUACCGGUCAAGGAUUACAAAAUGGUUUAACUUAUUCAUUAAAUGAUUUUAGUAUUUAUACUCGUGAAGCUGGUGCAGGUGGUUUAUCAAUUGCUAUUGAAGGACCAAGUAAAGCUGAAAUCAAUUUCGACGAUAGGAAAGAUGGUUCAUGUGGAGUUUCUUAUCGUGUAACUGAACCAGGUGAAUAUUUAUGCUCUAUUCGCUUCAAUGAUGAUCAUAUACCGAAUUCACCAUUUCGUGUUAUCAUAAAUGAAGCAAUGGAACGAACAUUCUAUACACCUGAAACUAAAUUAUUAAAUAUUACAAGUAUUCAAGAUCGUGGUCUGUCGAUUGGGCGUCCAACAGCAUUCACAGUUAAUUACUCGGGAAUGACAGGUAGAAUGAGAGCAUAUGUAGUAGCUCCAUCUGGAAUACAGUCAGAUGCACUUGUACACCAAGUGGAUGUUGAUCAGCACGCAGUACGAUUUACACCUCAUGAAAAUGGAGCACAUUUGGUGCAUGUACUAAUGGAUGAACGUCCAGUGCCUGGAAGUCCAUUCCGUGUAUUAGUUGGACAAGAAGAAACUGGUCAUGUUACAGCCAGUGGGGAAGGUUUGACUCAUGGACGUGUUGGUGAACGUAAUCGAUUCUUCGUAAAUACUGUUCAAGCUGGAAGUGGUGCUUUAUCAGUUACUGUAGAUGGUCCUAGUAAAGUUCAAUUAAAUUGUACUGAACGGUCAGAUGGAUACGAUUUCACUUAUUUGCCAUUAUCGCCUGGUGAAUAUCUUAUCAGUAUUAAAUAUGGUGAUUCACAACAUAUUAUAGGUUCACCAUAUAAAGCAAUUGUUACAGGAGAUGCUGUACACGAUACAAUCACAACUGAUACAACACAUGUUGUUGUAGAAACAGGAGGACGUUUAAUUAAUGGACCACAUUCUAAUCUUGGUCCAUCUAGACCAGAUCGUGUUACAUGCUCUGGACCAGGACUUAAACAAGCAUAUCUUAAUGAAACGAAUACAUUUACAGUUAAUGCAUCACAAGCAGGUCAUGAUGUACUAUAUGUUGGAGUAUCUGGACCAGUUGUAGCCUGUGAAGAAGUCAAUAUCAAACAUAUGGGUUAUGGACAAUAUUCAAUUAGUUAUACUGUACGUGAUCGUGGUCGUCAUUUAAUUAUGAUUAAAUGGGGUGAACAACAUGUACCAGGAAGUCCAUUCACUGUUGAUGUUAUCUAAUUCAAUCAAAUGUUGUUGUUUUUUUAAAGUCAUCUGUAUUACAAUUUAUCCAACCACCAAAUUUAGUAUCCAUCAUGACAACAUAACAAAUUUGAUGAUAAUUACACGCUUAUAAUUGUACUUUUAAAUGAAUAAUAAUAGAUAUUUCUUUACAUGAAUGUAAUCAUUACAAUAAAGUAUUAUACACAAAUAUAUAUUUACAUAUAUAAGGGGGGGGAGGUGAAUUGUUCCAAAAAAACACACACCAGUAAAACACCUAAUUUACAAAUGCCUAUUACAAAACAAUUUGCAUUGCUUUAAUCCUUCAUAGUUUUGUUUUUCUUUUACCCUAGGCUUUUCCGAAAUUUCUUUUCGCAUGAUUUGUUUCUCCUUUUUUUUUCUUUUUUGACUUUAAGAAUGACUAAAAUAAACAUUAAUCAUUGGAAAGUAUUCACUAUACAUACAGUAUCGUUCUUUGUUUCGUUAGUAUUUCGCUUUGCUAAACAAGAAAAUCAACUGUUUACUAUUAUUAUUAUGAUGAUGAUUAUUUAUAUUGUUAAUAGUUGUUAACUGAACAGAUUUGCAUGUUACACAGAUAUUGUACACAUAAGUGUACUUCUGUAUUGACCGAUUAAUGCUUCUUUCAAUCUUUUGUUUGUUUGUUUUCUAUUCAAAGAAUGAAAGCAUAUACACUAACAUUAUUUAUAAUAUUGUAUUCUAAUUCUACUCCUUUUACGUCUAUAAGCAAUAUUAUUCCCAUUUAUUAUUAUUAUAUAAUAUACGUCAUCAAGUUGUAACAAUGAUGUUUGAUUGGAGCAAACAACUAUCAACUAUACAUUGUGUUUUUCCUAACCUCACCCCCUACACCCGAACAAAUUGAACACCUUAAUGCCUUAUUACCCUAAUAAUUAUUAUGGCUUCUUGUUUCUUAGUAAAUUAUUAUUUAAAUUACCUAAUUUGACUAAAACUUACCUUUAAAUUUAAAUUAGUUAAUUAUUUUUUCUUUGUUUGCUUUUGUUGUUGUUGUUCUUUUACUGAUCUUGUGAAUUUGAUGAUAAUCAACGAUAACGGUAAAAAAAAAGUACAAUUUAAUUCUUUAUAAUUAUGAAUUUGAAGUAAAAUAUCUGUCUGAUGUCUGAAUAUAAUUUUAAUUACCUUAUAUGGUUUAUGUUGUUGUUGAUGAUAAUGAUGGAAUGAAAAUUUCCACAAAAUAUUUGAUUAUUAUUCACGUAAACAUUGAUACAAGAAGGCAAUAAAUAGAUAGGCAGUGGAGCAAUAUCAGGAGAUGCAGUUCUGUAGUGACCAACAAUAGGUUCAUACGCCGUUUCCCGACCGUUGUUGCUACCUUGACAUGGUGGUCGGGAUUACCUAUCGUGAUGAAGUAACCAAGCUAUAAUGGCUGGAACAACCGUUCCUCAAGGUCCUACCAUGUCAGAUAGGUCGGUUAAAGAGCGGUAAGACUAAAACCAACAAACCCAAGGUCCGAAGGCGAAGUCGUACUGCUGACUCUGUACAGAGGUGUGACAGCAGUAAGGUGUUUCCUUCAGACAACCAGCAUGACAGCAAUGCUGCCUUCUCACAAGUAGGGGUGGGGUUAGAAAAAGUCGACCCUAAAAAUGUACACCUCGCCUUAUCCCACGGAUAUCCG
This is a messenger RNA of Schistosoma haematobium, 14548 nucleotides long. RefSeq lists its product as uncharacterized. Gene Ontology annotation, molecular function: actin filament binding. Gene Ontology annotation, biological process: actin cytoskeleton organization. The transcript is spliced from 37 exons. The coding region runs from base 419 to 4825 and encodes 1468 amino acids. The record is from RefSeq and is a predicted model, not a curated record. Lineage: Eukaryota; Metazoa; Platyhelminthes; Trematoda; Strigeidida; Schistosomatidae.